Messenger RNA from Epinephelus fuscoguttatus (brown-marbled grouper), 4506 nucleotides. Its product is annotated as cytosolic carboxypeptidase 4. Gene Ontology annotation, biological process: C-terminal protein deglutamylation; protein side chain deglutamylation; proteolysis. The transcript is spliced from 27 exons. Bases 181 to 3582 code for a protein of 1133 amino acids. The record is from RefSeq and is a predicted model, not a curated record. Gene Ontology annotation, molecular function: zinc ion binding; metallocarboxypeptidase activity. NCBI's taxonomy places the organism in Eukaryota, Metazoa, Chordata, Actinopteri, Perciformes, Serranidae.
AGACACAGCAGCAAUGCUGUCUGUGCGCGUCUGUCUCGAUGUGCAGAAGAUAACGAGAGUGACAGAUGCUUUUAGUUUAACGUGUGUGUAAGCGUAUAUACACACUGGUGAGGACGCACUUUGGAUUUUCUCUCUGCCUCUCCCUGAUUGAUGAUCUCCAUCUAACGAGGUCGACCAAGUAUGACAGCUUCCCUGAGCUCCUGCAGUGGCUUAGAGGUCCUCCUCUCCUCUCUGCAGAAUGCAGGGGACGUUGAGAGCACCUUAACUUCUCUCAGUGUCCUGGAUGAACUUCUGUCUGCUGGUACAGAUCGUCGUAUCCACUAUAUGAUCAGUAAAGGUGGCAGUGAAUCCUUGCUUACUGCACUGGUCAACACUGGGCGCAGUUUCAGUCCCAACUACACCAUCUUGCUGCCACUGCUGCACCUGCUGGCUAAAGUUGGACACAGAGAUCGUCAUAUAGGUAGGAAGGCAGAGGAGGCUGGAGCUGUGCUGCUGAGUCUGAAUCUGCUCAAACACAACAUCAAACAUGCUAGGAGGGCUGCAGCCUUUCUACGGGUCAUCCAGGUCUUCUCUGCAUCAGUUCCUACAGCAAACCUUAUAGGAAAGAACUAUGGACUAGAUGUCAUCUACCGCCUCAUCCCUCAAUAUACCACCAAACAUCUGCACACCAUCAAGGCAGCCAUUAGUGCCUUUGCUGCUCUGCUGUGCACAAAGGCUAAUGUUUCCUCAGUGGUAUCUAAGGGUUACAUCUUCGGCCUCAUGCGGCUUUAUGAGGACUGGCACAGAAAGGACACUCAACAUAUUGCAGUAACAAUCCGCCACACACUGCUGCGCUGCCUCCAUAAGGUCACCCAUAGUACUGCUGGCAGACAGGCUUUCGUAUCCCAGGGAGGCAUCAGACUGUUGUAUGAAACUACACAGACAUGUUUGCUGAGUAAAGAUAUGGAAUCUCUGGUAGAGUCCUCUGUGCAGCUGAUGAGGAAAUGUCUUCCAAAAACUCCUCUGCCACUGACAUCAGAUCAGUCUGCAUACACCUUCCCCUUGCCUGGAUGGCCACAAGCUGUCCCAAAUAUGGAUGCUGAACCAGAUGACAGCAGUGGGGAAAGUGAUGAUGAGGAGGCUGAACAUAACCAAGAGGUGGAGUAUGAUGAUGAUUUGGAGACUGACCUGAACAAACUACGUCUUCCUCCUGACCCAGACAGACCCAAAGAGCUGCUGCCGCAGUAUAGCCGCCUCUGUCCUGAACUCUCAUAUGACUUCCAGGAGCUGGAUUUAAGUUCUGAGCCAGACGAGCACACGACAGCAUCAUCAGCAUCUUCGUCAGAUGAGGAAGCUUUCCUGCUCAACAUAUGCCCUUUCCACUACUCCAGGAGGGACAGAAGGAGGUGUAAUGCCAUCAGUGAUUUGUUCACCUCCUCUUCAAGGUCUUACUCAGAGGCGGAACCAGAAGGAUACAAACCAGCUGCUGCCCAGUUAGAGGCCUGUGAUUUCCGCAGUCACAACAGCAUCCUGAGCACCAGCCCCAGAAUUAGGACCAUGGUUAGAGAGGCAAGGGGAGAAGCCCCUCCAGGUCAGAGAGUGGAUGAGCAGGAUGAUGAAGAGAAUGCAGAACAAUCCCAUCAUCGUACCAUUAUAGACAGGGUAUUGGAGAGACAUGGAGCCUUUAUCCCCCACCAUGACCCCAAACUGUAUCGUGCUGAAGCCGCCAAAACCAUAUCUAUUCCAGGGUUCAGCAUCCUGGCUUUUCCUGAUUUCUGGGGUCACCUCUCACCACCAGGACAUGAACCCAUGGCCCCACGCAAACCCAGCAUACAGAGGCAGAAAGUGUUUGAAGAUGUCCAACGUUUCUUGAAUACUGAUGGCAUCAUCAACAAGGUCGUGUUUGACCUGGAAGACAGCAGUCUUCAGUAUCCGCCUGAUGCCUUGAGGUUUUUCUCUAAGUUUGAAUGUGGGAACCUAAGAAAGGCUGUCCAGGUCCGCAGAUAUGAAUAUGACCUCAUACUGAAUGCAGAUGCCAACAGUAACCAGCACACCCAAUGGUUUUAUUUUGAAGUCAGUAACAUGGUGCCAGACUUCCCCUACCGUUUUAAUGUCAUCAACUGCGAGAAGAGCAACAGCCAGUUCAACUAUGGAAUGCAGCCGGUGCUGUACUCAGUAAAGGAAGCUCUGGAAGGUAGACCCCACUGGGUCAGGACUGGGACUGAAAUUUGUUAUUACAGAAACAACUUUUGUCCAGCCCAGUGCAAAAGGAGAACAACCUUUUAUACUUUGACCUUUACCAUCACCUUCGAACACAACGAGGAUGUGUGCUACCUGGCCUACCAUUAUCCCUACACGUACUCUGCUCUGAAGGCUCAUCUGAAGGUCCUGAAGAAAUCAGUGGAUCCCACCAAAGUGUUUUUCCAGCAGCAGAUUCUUUGUGGCAGUUUGGCUGGAAACUCAUGUCCACUGGUUACCAUCACUGCCUGUCCUGCCAGCAGGGGCUGGAGAGACAUUCACCAGCUCCGUAAUCGUCCCUGUAUUGUGCUGACAGGUCGUGUCCAUCCCGGUGAGUCUAAUGCCAGCUGGGUUAUGAAGGGCACCCUAGAUUUUCUAUGCAGUAGUGACUCCAUAGCUCAGAGUCUGAGGGAGGCCUUCAUCUUCAAGAUCAUCCCCAUGCUCAACCCAGACGGAGUCAUCAAUGGCAUGAAUCGCUGCGAUCUCAACUGUGCAGAUCUAAAUCGUCAGUGGUGUAAACCUGACCCAGUCCUCAGUCCAACCAUCUACCACACCAAAGGUUUCCUCUACUACCUCAACAGUAUAGGACGGACUCCACUGGUUUUCUGUGAUUACCACGGCCACUCCAGAAAGAAAAAUGUCUUCCUGUAUGGCUGCAGUGUUAAGGAGACUCUAUGGCAAUCUGGCUCUGCCAUUAAUACUGUGGGAUUGAAAGAGGACCCUGGAUAUAGGACCAUUCCAAAGACCUUGGAUCGUAUCGCACCGGCCUUUUCUUUCAACAGCUGCAACUAUUUGGUAGAGAAGUCUCGCUCUGCUACAGCCAGGGUGGUUGUCUGGAGGGAGAUGGGCGUGCUGAGAAGUUAUACCAUGGAAAGUACUUACAAUGGCUGCAACCAGGGAAUAUACAAGGGCCUGCAGACAGGAACCAAGGAGCUGCAGGAGACUGGCAUGAAGUUUUGCCACAGUCUACUGUCUGUGACCAAAGACAUGAAUAUUCUUUACAGCCGAAGACUCAUCAACCACAUUGACCUGGACCGCAGCACCCUGGACCACAAUUCUUACAACUGUUUUGAAGACGAUGAACCUCCAUGUGUCGAGGAGAUUGAGUAUUCCACAGAUUGUCAAACACUUAAUGGAACUGAUUUGGAUUCAGAUGUCAACAGCAACAUGACCGGUUCUGAUGAGGAGGAGGAUGAUGAAAGACUCAGGGAAGCAAAUCAUCAGCCUAGCAGUCGCAAAUCACAGCAGUCAAGUAUGAAGAGCCGCCCAUUUCCCCACCUGAUCAGACAGGCCUCCAUUGAGACACUCGAUGAGAAAAGAAAUACAUGUUAUGGUGUGAACAUCAAUGGACAAAUGAUGAGUUAAUAAAUAUUUAUAUAUUUCUCUACAGUUUUCCUCUAAAAGGUCCUCUAAGCAUUGUAUAUUUUCCUCCUUGAAACAUAACAGGUGUAUCUGAAUGCAAAGAAACAUCUGGAUAAACAGAGUCACCUGACUUGACUCAAGUCAGUCUUGAGUUAUGUUUAGUUUUUAAAAUAUGAUGACGCAUAUAUCACAGCAGGGGAGGACCUACCAGCAGAUAUUGGUGCCCACGCUACCACAGCUCUGUCCUCCUGCCCACAGCUCUCCUUAGAGAAAUGGCAGCAUGUACAGCGACAGCAUGAGCUUCACCUUGUGCUUUUAUUCAGUUCUAUCUGCGUUAUACACUGAUCAGACAAAACAUAAAAACCACUUACAGGUGAAGUGAAUAACUUUGAUUAUUUUGUUCCAAUGUAUUGUUCUGCUGGGAAACCUUUGGUUCUGGCAUUCAUGUGGAUACCACCUGACAUGUUCCACCCACUUAAACACUGUUGCAGACCAAGAAUGUUACAAAGACCUCAAAAUGUCAACCUGGCCUCCAAAUUCCCCAGAUCCCAAUCUGAAUGAGCAUCUGUGGAACGUACCAUUAACUCACCUCACAACCCACUGGACUAAAUGGAUCUGCCACCAAUGCACUGGUGCCAGACACGGCAGGACACUCCCAGAGAUCCUGUGUCCAUCCCUCGAUAGAUCAGAGCCAAGUCUGACCCAAGGAGGCCCUACCUUGGAUUAGGGGUACAUCUGAGGUACCAGCACAUCACAAGAAUCCUUAAGCAGAGUGGGACCUGGGAAAUUUAGAAGCCAGUUCAACACCUUGAGCUUUUUGUCACGCUCCACAGGCCAUUUCUAAACAGUUUUUGUGGUGUAGCAUGCUGCUUUUUUCUGCAUGGGGGCCACUGUCGUACUUGGUCUACAACAGUAUUUGUGUGGGUG